Molecule: messenger RNA, 1362 nt
Organism: Paramecium primaurelia
Lineage: Eukaryota; Ciliophora; Oligohymenophorea; Peniculida; Parameciidae
Source: the annotation of a GenBank genome assembly
AUGAAGAUCUAUAAAUCAUUUGCAUUUGAUCAAAAUAUUCCAUAAACAGAUUAUGAGAAAUAUAUCAAUCCUGAUGAUUUAUUGAAUGAGAGUUUUGAGGAAUUGAAAGGAGAAUUCAAAAAUUAUAGAACAAAAAAAGGAAAAGACAUAAUAAAACAAGAAAUGGAAAUGAGAAAAUAAUUGUAAUAGAAAAGUAUGAUCGUUAUAUUUUAUUGUAGGGAAAAAAAAUUAAUCUGGAUUGAUUGUUUAACAAAAAAAACAUGAGGACCAAGAUAAUUAAAAAGACAUGCUUGGAAAUAUUGGAUUAUUGAUACGAUAAUAAGAGAGGAAGUGCAAAUAAAUUAAAAAGGAAGUGCAGUCGCGUACAUAAUUGAAUAUAGACAUGCAGCAAACUUUGGUUAGGAUUAUACAACGAUGAAACAGAAAAUCCAGUAAUUUAUUUAUGGGGACAAUUUAGGAAGACUGAUGUGACAAAAUAACCAAUUUUCAGUUAAGAAGACUUUGCUAAGUUGAUUUAAAGAGAGGAUGAAGAUGAAUUAAUAUAAACAUAAACAAGAACAAUGCAUAAACCUAGAGAGUUUAUAUAUUUUAAAAUUAUUUAGGGGUUUCAAGUCUAGAUUUAUUGAGAAAUAGAUACCUAUGUAUAAAAAUAUGGAGUAAUCAUCUGAAAUUGAUUCAAAAAAAUAAAUGGACAGCAAAAUAUUAACAAAAUCAAAUAAAACAAUUAAAUAGUAUAAUAAUUAAUCAGAUAUACAUAGAUUUGGUCUUUAAUAAUCUCGAGAGUCCCCUUCUAAUGCAAUGUUUGAAGGUGAAGCAAAACGCAUAUCUAAAUCAUAUCUCUAUAAGACAUGGCUUAAAGGAGAGGAAGCAUAAAACAAGAAACUCAAGAAGCCAAGAAGAACAGAGUCUUAUCAUAAGGCAGCUGCUUAAAGGGAAGAAAUAAAAAGUCAAUUGAAAGAAAGAGCUUAAGUGGCAUUUAAACGUUAUGAAAGUAUGGGAAAGAGUAUAACAUUUAUUAAAAUCUUAAGCAUGGGAAAAGUUUGGAGUAUUUUCAUAGGAUAUUUUGGAUUUUCGUAUGUAAACAUUAAAAGAGGCUAAAAUUUAAAGAUUGUAUAUAUUAAAAAAUAAUUAGAUUACUUGAGUAACAAGAACAUGAUCUUAAAAAGAUUGAAUAGAAUGAGUAAUUAAUUGAUUUAUUUUUAUAGAUAGAGAGAUCCUGAUAUGCUUACUCGAUUAGUAAAAGUGAUUACAAAACCUAAUUCUGAUAAUAAAGAAGAAGUUAAAACAAACUUUGAAUAUCAUGAAUAAAGACUAAAGGAUAUGAGAACAAGGACUAGAUAAAUUUAGAGAGCUGGAUUUUGA